Molecule: messenger RNA, 1666 nt
Organism: Pipistrellus kuhlii (Kuhl's pipistrelle)
Lineage: Eukaryota; Metazoa; Chordata; Mammalia; Chiroptera; Vespertilionidae
Gene: NKIRAS2
Product: NFKB inhibitor interacting Ras like 2
Exons: 4
Coding region: 151-726 (191 amino acids)
Biological process (GO): canonical NF-kappaB signal transduction
Molecular function (GO): GTP binding; GTPase activity
Source: RefSeq, a predicted model, not a curated record
GACAGAAGCUGGGGUUGGGGGGCGGGACCGGACAGAGCCCGGAUGCACCCGGAAGGAGGCGUCCCGGCGGCCGUGCUGCCCCUCCCCUGAUCUCGUGCUCCUGGGGCCGGGCUGGGGCGCUGCGAGGGCCCGGCAGGCUGGAGGCCAAGCAUGGGGAAGAGUUGCAAGGUGGUCGUGUGUGGCCAGGCCUCUGUGGGCAAGACGUCGAUCCUGGAGCAGCUCCUGUACGGGAACCAUGUAGUGGGCUCUGAGAUGCUCGAGACCCAGGAGGACAUCUACGUGGGCUCCAUCGAGACCGACCGGGGGGUGCGGGAGCAGGUGCGCUUCUACGACACCCGGGGGCUCCGGGACGGGGCGGAGCUGCCCCGGCACUGCUUCUCCUGCACCGACGGCUACGUCCUGGUCUACAGCACCGACAGCCGCGAGUCCUUCCAGCGCGUGGAGCUGCUCAAGAAGGAGAUCGACAAGUCCAAGGACAAGAAGGAGGUCACCAUCGUGGUCCUCGGCAACAAGUGCGACCUGCAGGAGCAGCGUAGGGUGGACCCGGACGUGGCGCAGCACUGGGCCAAGUCGGAGAAGGUGAAGCUGUGGGAGGUGUCGGUGGCGGACCGCCGCUCCCUCCUGGAGCCCUUCGUCUACCUGGCCAGCAAGAUGACCCAGCCCCAGAGCAAGUCUGCCUUCCCCCUCAGCCGCAAGAACAAGGGCAGCGGCUCCCUGGACGGCUGAAGAGCCGCCGUCUGUCUUCGCCUUCCCGGCCCCGGCCCGGCUCCCGGGCUCUGGAAGAUGGGCUGAGGGGAGAGGGGAACUCUCUCGGCCCAGGCUCAGGCCGCUCUGGCUCCCUCCUAACUCCGGGAAGUGCACAUAAUCUAGGUUAGCGCCCCCCAACCUCUCCCUCCACCCCAGCUUCCAUCGUAUCUGCCCCUCUGGGGACCGGGGGCAGAUGUGGGUCCGGGUCCCUUCCACCUGCCCUGGUCGGGAAGCAGAGCUACCACCAUGGAAGUGCCACGUCUGGGGUCUGGUUCUGAUCACGGGUCCCACGCUUCUGGGCUUCUGCUACUCACACACACACACACACACACACACACGCACACGGCACCAGCCUGGACUCCAGGGAUAGGGCGUCCAGGUAUCGCGUAUGCGUGUGCCUGUUGGCGUUAGGGGUGCCUCCUCACCUCACCCAGCACCCUGGCCUUUUCCCCUGUCUGCACCUUGGCUGGAAGAAGCCAGCUUCCUGGGAAGUGUGAUUUUCAACUUGACCUCCCGCCCCAAUUGUUUUCACUUCCUCUUCCUGCUUCAUCGGUCGAGGUGGAAGGGAAUGGUGACUGGGCUGAGUCACUGAGGGGCUUUGUUACCCAGCAAAGUUUUUUUUCUCUCUCUCUGAGCUUUAGUUUUCUUAUCUGCACAGCGACAGGGGCUGCUUCGAUGGCCUUCUAGGUCCUCUCCAGCCCUGUGGUUUCAGAAUGCCCCUGGCUUCCGGCCGGCUGACUGUCCCCUUCCUUCUCCCUCUUUCAAGGUGCUAUGCCUACCGGCCCCGGAGGCUGGGACACUGCCCUCUGGCAACCACCAGGGGGCAGGAGUGCACUAUCUACUCCAGUUGCCAGACUGGCUGCUUUAGUGCCCCUUGGGGAGCCUCACACCCCUGGGGCUGGUCUUCACGCCUUCCUGU